This is a messenger RNA of Heterotrigona itama, 4273 nucleotides long. The record is from the annotation of a GenBank genome assembly. Lineage: Eukaryota; Metazoa; Arthropoda; Insecta; Hymenoptera; Apidae.
AAAAAAAAAAAAAAAAAAGAGAAUUCUUUGAACCAACGUUGGGCGGGACAUUCGAGAAAUUGGCUUCCUUUCUUAACAAGUUCUGGUUUAAGGUGUGUGAAAAUGCCGGAUACUAAGGCAAUUGCACAGCUGACAAUCACAUCGUGAGCGGUUGUUCGUUUCGCGGAUCAUCCGGGGGAUAAUGAUUACAGAACAGACCUGGAGCAUGAUGCUGGACAGUGAUGUCGCGGGCAUCAAUGAGUUGAGUAUUUCCCCGAGGAAACAAUUAUGGAUCAAGGCUGUGAAGAAACUAACUUCCGAGAGGCUGGGGAGGGAAGGAUUGGCGGCAUGGGAGGACCGGAAGUCCAACAACGAUCCGGAAGUUGCAGACAUCAAUGAAAUAGCCGAUCUAACCGAGGAUGCAGACAUUUCUACCGAGCCGGACGUGGCUCUUGCCGAUCAGCCAGUCGAUGCUGAAUCUCAAGCGCAGCGAGAUGUUUUCAAGAAAGGCGUGCUCUACAAGGGAAUAUUUUGUCCAUCGCUAUCGAACAGCUUCCACAGCAAACAGCUGGAGACGUCGUAUCUCCAUUACUCGAAUCGUCAACGGCAGAAAUCGUUGAUCAUGCUGAAUAUCGUCGAUCUUAGCUUAAAGGUAAACCGAUCCCUUAAAAGGCUUAGUCACUCGAGUACCACGAAGCAAGUAUAUUCUGUAUUUUUGUUUCUCUAUUUCUCGUUUCAUAAAACACGCAAAUACUGGCGACACCAGAUCAUCCUGAUGGCGAUAUGGCUGUGGAAGAGGGACGAGAACAGCGGCGGCCUGAUCGAGUCAUUGUCUUGGGUGAUUUGCUGUAUGGCAGCCAACUUGAUGGUUUGCGUUCUUGGCUGGUGGCGGUGUUUCUCCAACAAUUAUUUAUAUUGGGCUUCCAUAUUCACUUGGUUAUUGAUCAAUUCGCAAGGUUUUAUAGGAGCUGGUCUAGAUUUCUCUAGUCAACAACGUCUCAUGUGGUACAUUUUGUUUGUCGUGUAUGCGCCGUACGCCAUGCUGCCGUUGCCUUUGAGAUGGUGUGUCCUUGCCGGUUACGGGACUGCUUUAACUCACAUGGUGAUGGCGGGAAUAACCUUAUUACGAGACCCCACAUACCUGCAUGAUGUCACGUGCAUAGUUCGAAUGCUAACAACCAACGUCCUUCUUUAUCUUGCAAUGAAUCUAGCUGGCAUGUACACUAAGUAUUUGACAGACAGAGGACAGAGACAGGCUUUCCUGGAGACGCACAGAUCCAUGGAGACCCGGCAACGAACGCAAAACGAGAACAACCGACAAGAGAAGUUGCUCCUCUCUGUUUUACCAGAUUUCGUGGCUAAGGAAAUGAUCCGUGAUAUCGCCCGUGAAACUGCACGAGGUGGAACAAUCUCCUUUACACCUAAUCAAUUUCACAGAAUAUAUAUCCAUCGCUAUGAGAAUGUCAGCAUACUUUUUGCUGACAUCAAAGGUUUCACCGCUUUGGCCAGCCAAUGUAGCGCUCAAGAGCUUGUUAAAGUGUUGAACGACUUGUUUGCUCGUUUCGACAAGCUCUCUGCAGAGAAUCAUUGUUUACGUAUCAAAUUACUUGGAGAUUGUUACUAUUGCGUGUGUGGACUACCGACACCCAGAAGCGAUCAUGCUCAUUGUUGCGUCGAGAUGGGCUUGCACAUGAUUAAAGCAAUAAGAGACGUGCGGUACACAACAAAGGUCGAUCUAAACAUGAGGAUAGGAAUUCACAGUGGUUCGGUACUGUGUGGUGUGCUUGGACUUCGAAAAUGGCAAUUCGAUGUCUGGUCUUACGAUGUAACGUUGGCUAAUCAUCUCGAGAGCGGAGGAAUACCUGGGAGAGUACAUAUUUCAGAAGAUACCUUGAACUGUUUAAACGACGUUUACGAAGUAGAGCCAGGAAACGGGACCGAAAGGGACAAUUACUUGAAGGAGAGGAACGUGGUGACUUACUUGAUCAAACAGGUAGAACCUCUGAGGUCGAGGCGCCGGUAUUCUUCACGACCUAAGAUAUGGUCCGAGGAGGACGCGAACAAAAGUAAAAAGAGCUUCAAGCUGAACAAUCCGUUGGCUGCGAACAGCAGUGCUCCGAAUUCGUCCACUGACGACGACAUUGGCGUGGAUUGGACACCGGAGAUACCAUUCGAGAACUUGAAUACCGCGACCUCGGUCAGCAAUUUGGAGUCGGAGUAUCUCGAGGAAGAGAAUGGUUCGGCGAAAAGCACUAAGGUUGCGUCUGCUACGUCCGCCGAGAAACUGAGGGCCGCAGGUCUUGAAACCGCAAGUAACAAGCGCAUGAGAUUGGCGAACAUAAACGCUUGGACCUUGCGUUACAAUGACGAAAGCCUAGAAUCGAAAUUGCGUUAUUCUUUUGGGCUCGUUGCUGGCAACGACGCUCAUUUUGGUAUUGUCGUCAAUCCUGGUCAUGGCGGAGGAGUUCAAAACCUUGCCAACGUACUUGCAACAUGCUUCCUCGAUGUUGGUCCACAACAAACAGCAUCGGACGAUCUUUAUAUGCAGCGUGAUCAGUUUGAUGGCUCUGACGUCGAUAGUCGGUGUUCUAGCGUGUCCAACGUCGAUUCGACGAUAUCCUGAAACUCUGGAGCUGCAGCAGCAGCCGUUAGCGAAUCCAACGCUGCAGCCAGAACGGCUGGUGGCACCGACCGACGUUAGUCUCGAUCAAUUUAUUCUGACGUUUCUGGAAGCGGCCCUCCACGACGAGCCCUCCUCAGAUGAACAGAAAGACGUCUCUUCCAAAGAGAAUCAAACAGCGGUUGACGCUGAACUGACAAGGAUCCUCAACGACAGAGCCAAUCCGGAGAAAGGUCGAAGAAGAAGAGAGUUCUUCAGGGACGAAGACAUGGUCUUGAGGAAGAUACCAUCAACGCCGGAAACGGAACCUCGCGCAGAAUCUAUGUACUCCGUAGACUACGUGGGGGAGGACGACGUAGAUUUGGAGACCACCUGCGUACGACCGGAAUACAUCGUGUUCACGUGGAUUCUAUGUCUGAUUGCGUUGGCCUCUGCGCUGAAAUUGUAUUAUCUGGUGAAGACGGCUCUUGCCACGAUCAUCGUUGCUGUUUACGCGGUGUUGAUUCUCGUGGUCUGCAAGGACUUUUUCUCGAUUCCCGACGAAGAGAAGGAUUCAGUGACGAUACCUCUCUCGGCACAGAUGCUCACGUUUAUGUUAGUAUUCUUGGUGAUGGUUACGUAUCACGGUAGACUGGUAGAAGUAACGUCCAGGUUGGACUUCCUUUGGAAACAGCAGGCCGAAAGGGAGCUAAGCGACAUGAUUGAAUCACGGCACAAUAACAUGCAGUUGUUGAAGAACAUUUUACCGGACCACGUAGCUCAUCACUUUUUAACACAAGAGAGAGCACCAGAGGAGCUGUAUUCUCAGUCGCGCGACAAAGUUGGAGUGAUGUUCGCUAGUGUGCCAAAUUUCACGGAGUUCUACUCGGAGGACGUUAACAAAGGAAUGGAGUGUAUACGUUUACUGAACGAGAUUAUUGCUGAUUUCGACGAACUUUUGGACGAAAAUCGGUUUCAUUGCAUUGAAAAGAUAAAGACAGUCGGAGCAACGUACAUGGCAGCUUCCGGUCUCAAUCCUUGUCAAAAUGACAAAAAUAAGGAUGACAUGGAGCACGUGUGUAGACUGGUGGAUUAUGCGGUAGCAAUGAGACUUCGUCUUGAGGACGUCAACAUACAUUCGUUUAAUAAUUUUGACUUGAGAGUAGGCAUUAGUUGUGGUCCACUGGUAGGCGGUGUGAUCGGUGCUCGUAAGCCUGUAUUCGACAUUUGGGGUAACACGGUGAACUUGGCUUCACGUAUGGAUUCUACAGGCGUUAUGGGGAAGAUACAAGUCCCGCAGGACAUUGCUAGGUUCUUGGAAUCGAGAGGAUAUCAAACUCAGAAAAGGGGUCUUAUCGAAGUUAAAGGGAAAGGAGCAAUGGAGACGUAUUUCGUACUCGACAAGGGAACGCUGCAACAACAAGGCACAACCAAGCAAACAACAAGAUGCCGAAGUCUUGCAGCAGUUGUUUAUGGUGUUGUUCAAGCACGUCGUAAGCAAAUGCGAGGACUUAGAAGGACAUAAGUAUCGUAUUCACGUCAGUAUUUCUUUUUGGUUCAUUGGUGCCUAGUUAUGUACAAACGAUUCACCUUCAAAUUAGCAGUUAAAUUAAAUUGUAAGAUAAGACUUAAAAUGAAUGAUCCCAGUAACUCUUUCAUUUUUUGAAGGUAAAAGGAUAUUUUUUUUUUUUUUUU